Molecule: messenger RNA, 1344 nt
Organism: Rotaria sordida
Lineage: Eukaryota; Metazoa; Rotifera; Eurotatoria; Philodinida; Philodinidae
Source: the annotation of a GenBank genome assembly
AUGGCAUCACGUCCUAUAACAGCUUUGCGACGUGAGAGUGCAACGGUUCAUCCAUUUCCAAUGCCAUCGAUGGUGUCCAUCGUUCUUGGUGCACAAUGGGGUGAUGAAGGUAAAGGCAAACUUGUUGAUUUAUUGGCAUCUGAAGCUGAUGUAGUUUGUCGUUGUCAAGGAGGUAACAAUGCUGGCCAUAGUGUUGUAGUUAGUGGUGUUGAAUAUGAUUUUCAUAUGCUACCAUCAGGUUUUCAUUUAGAACAUUGUGUUAAUAUCAUUGGUAAUGGUUGUGUGGUAAAUUUACCAGAAUUAGUAGAAGAAAUAAAAAAGAAUGAAUCUCGUGGUGUAACAAAUUGGUCGAAACGUUUACUUAUUUCUGAUCGAGCACAUUUAGUUUUUGACUUUCAUAAACAAACCGAUGGAUUAAUAGAACGUGGACGUGGUAAGGGUAGUCUUGGUACAACUAAAAAAGGAAUAGGACCGACAUAUUCAUCUAAAGCAACACGAAAUGGUAUACGUAUGAUUGAUUUAAUGGGUGAUUUUACAAUUUUUGCUGAAAAAUUACGAAGUCUUCAUAAUUAUUAUAAAUUAACAUUUCCUGAUUUGGAAGAUGAUAUUGAAAAAACAAUCGAACAAUUUAAAGAACUUGCCGAAUAUUUUCGUCCGAUGACAAUCGAUACAAUAUCUUAUUUAAACGAAGCUAUUCUUGAUGGUUCAAAAAAAAUUCUUGUCGAAGGUGCUAAUGCAACAAUGCUUGAUAUUGAUUUUGGUACAUAUCCAUAUGUAACUUCAUCAAAUUGUAGUAUCGGAGGUGUAUGCACAGGUCUUGGUUUACCACCAAAAUAUAUUGGAGAUAUUUAUGGUGUUGUUAAAGCUUAUACAACACGUGUUGGUGAUGGUGUAUUUCCAACAGAACUUAAAAAUGAAAUCGGUGAACAUUUACAAACACGUGGUCGUGAAUGGGGUGUUACAACAGGUCGAAAACGUCGUUGUGGUUGGCUUGAUCUUGUUUUACUUAAAUAUACAAAUAUGAUAAAUGGUUUUACAGCUUUAUGUUUAACUAAACUUGAUACACUUGAUGAAUUAGCAGAAAUUAAAGUUGCAACAACAUAUAAACGAAAUGGUGUUGAAUUACCAAAUUUUCCUGCAUCGGUUGAUACAAUGCAUGAUAUUGAGGUUGAAUAUGUUACGUUUCCUGGUUGGCGUGGACGCUCAACAUCUGAAUGUCGUACAUUUAAUGCAUUACCACACAAUGCAAGACUUUAUGUACAAUUUAUUGAACAAUUUCUUGGUGUCCCUGUGAAAUGGAUUGGUGUUGGCAAAGAUCGCAUGGCGAUGGUACGUGUUUUUUAA